AUGAGAAACGAAAUGGCGCGACUGAAAGUGAACCGUUUUAAAUACAGCUCUUUACUGGGACGCGACAGGCGUUCGCGGUCACUCCAAGAAUGUUUAGAAAACAAGCGGGAAUUCAGAAGGUCGUAUAAGAAUUGGAUACUGGUGGGGUUCAUGCUAAUGUGUUUACAUUUCAUGUAUCAGUAUUUUAAUCUUUCUGAUGACAGAUUGGAAUAUGUAACCGAAUCUACACCUUUCUUAAUGGACCCUGGAGAUGAACUAUUAACCACAAAGAAACGUAAGCAAUCGACGCCAGCACUGGAGGAGUUCCCCAACUUUUACAGACUCGAUUCUAUUUUGAGGUUGGAUUCUACGACAACGGUUUCUUCGGCUAUGCCAAAAUGUAUAGAUCAUAAAAACUCAGGUACAUAUCCAUUAAAUAUAACAAAAGUAGAAUUGACUGAGCUGGCUUCUGACUUUCCCAUGGUGCAGAGUGGGGGCUACUAUCGCCCGCCAAACUGUGCCUCUAAACAGAAAAUCGCGAUUGUAGUUGCUUUUCGAAGUCGAGAUACGAAUUUGGCGAUAUUUUUGGCCAAUAUUCACCCGUUCUUAAUGAUGCAGCAACUUGAGUACCAGAUAUUCGUUAUUGAACAGUCAGGAAUUGGCAUCUUUAACAAGGGCCGUCUGUACAACGUGGGCUACAAGGAAGUGAAUAAAUUAAAUAAGUUUGAGUGUAUAAUUUUCCAUGAUGUGGACCUGUUGCCGAUGAACUUAGAGAUACAGUAUGGCUGUCCAACGCUACCCAGGCACAUGAGUGCCUUUGUAAACGAUACGGAGAUCAAGAAAAGCGGACUGGAAUACAAAUUUAAGUCAUUAUUUGGUGGCGUUGUAUCAAUGACUAUGGAGAUGAUAAUGCGAACUAAUGGAUACUCUAAUGUCUACUUCGGGUGGGGAGGCGAGGAUAAUGACAUGCUAUGGAGACUACGCGCAGUGGGAUAUCCUAUAGUUAGGUACAACAAGAGCAUCGGUGUAUAUUUAGUAAUGCCACACACACGUGCACCAGUUAAUGAAUUCAGGCAUCACCUGCUUGCUACAGGAUUAGACAGGUACAAAAAAGAUGGCCUAUCGAAUUUACAGUAUGAAGUAGUUUCAAUUAGUCGUUUCCAUCUUUAUACUCUCAUCGUGGCAGAUAUAAACCCUCGGAAGGAGAAUAUUUCCAUGUGGCAUCACCUGCUUGCUACAGGAUUAGACAGGUACAAAAAAGAUGGCCUAUCGAAUUUACAGUAUGAAGUAGUUUCAAUUAGUCGUUUCCAUCUUUAUACUCUCAUCGUGGCAGAUAUAAACCCUCGGAAGGAGAAUAUUUCCAUGUGGAAGUUGAGGAAGGCGUACGCGAUGUUAGGUAAAACACAAGCAGCUAGGGAACAAUUGCUUAUGCACUACUCUUCAGCCGUCAACCUAUCUUCGAUCGAAGCCGUUAGAAACUACAUAGGAAAUUCAGUAGAUAUGAAAUGCCAAGAUAUGUGCCAGUUAGUACAACCAAAUAAAGCUAGAAAGUGGCGACUUUUAACUGAAAUGUUACGGUUGAAAAAACACUUCAUACUACGACAGAAGACCGACAACAUUGGGGCUUCUGAUUCUAAGUUAAAACCACCGCCCAAGUACGCCUGGAACGUCACAAUCGCGAUUCCAGCUUUGAAAGCCCCUCAAGAAUUAGGAACUAAAGAGAAUACAACAACUGGACUGAAUAAAAGUGCUUUCUCCCCUCCCAUCCACGAGAAAGAAGCGUCUAACUCCGGCUCCUAUCCUAGCUCCACUACUUGCAUGCAUGGCUGGCUUUAA
Molecule: messenger RNA, 1815 nt
Organism: Arctia plantaginis
Lineage: Eukaryota; Metazoa; Arthropoda; Insecta; Lepidoptera; Erebidae
Source: the annotation of a GenBank genome assembly